CGGCCCUCGAGGCUCCCAGGCCCGCUAGUAGGGGCUGUCAGCGUGGGCGGCAAUGGGGAAAGAGGGCUAAGGCCUGGCUGGGGUCUGGGUUGGAGGAUUCUGGGCUGGGACUGAGGAAAGCGCGGGAGUGAAGGGUCUUCACCGGGCGACUUAGGGGCCUGCUAGUUGUGUGUGGAGACUGGAGGGGCUGAGGCGCUGCGGGAGGAACCUGCCUCCAGGUCAGGGGGUCUGAUCCUCGAGAGCCUCCGGCCUGGAGAGCUCCUGGGAAGCAAGCGUGGAAGGCCGGGUGGUGAGAGGAUCGCCAGGUCCCAGAGCCCUCGGGGCCACCUGUGCAGCCCAUCUCCGGUUGCCUGGAGGAUGGAGGCCCUUCCUUAUCGCCACCGUAGCCAUCGGGAGCAUCCAUUGGAUCAGUCUACAAGUCUGGUAAUGGGAUAGCCACUGAGAUUUGGGACUGACUGGGGAAUCCUGUGCCUGUGCAUUACACUUCAUACUGUACUACAGUCUUCGAUCUGACCUUCCUAGGGUGCAAAUAGCUAUGGGCAACUUGGCCUUGGCCAUAAGGAAGAUGUGCUUUUGCCCCAGCAGCUGAAUGACUUCUGUAAACCUGAGUGUGUCAGGAUGAUCACGGGAGGCGGGGGCCACUCUGCAAUUGUCACAGAUGGAGGAGGUCUUUUUGUUUGUGGCCUGAACAAAGAUGGGCAACUGGGACUUGGUCACACAGAGGAUGUUCUGUAUUUUACCCUCUGCAAAUCCCUUCUUGGCUGUCCUGUCCAACAGGUGGCCUGUGGCUGGGAUUUUACCAUUAUACUCACAGAAAAUGGUCAAGUUCUAUCAUGUGGAUCCAAUUCCUUUGGCCAGUUAGGAGUCCCUCAUGGGCCUCGAAGAUGUGUGGUUCCCCAGGCCAUAGAGCUCCUGAGGGAAAAGGUUGCUUGUGUUGCUGCUGGACUGAGGCAUGCCUUAGCUGCUACAGUGAGUGGCAUCGUGUUCCAGUGGGGGACUGGUUUGGCAUCAUCUGGACGACGGUCAUGCCCUGGGCAGACUCUCCCAUUGUUUUUGACAGCAAGGGAACCAAGCAGAGUGACAGGCCUAGAGAAUUGUAAAGCAAUAUGUGUUCUUGCUGGCUCAGACCACUCAGCUUCAUUAACAGAUGCAGGAGAGCUGUAUGUUUGGGGAAGUAACAAGCAUGGGCAACUGGCUACCCAGGCUGCUUUCCUUCCUAUGCCCCAGAAAAUAGAAGCACAUUGCUUUCAGAAUGAGAAGGUCACUGCCAUCUGGAGUGGGUGGACACACCUGAUUGCUCAGACAGAAACCAGCAAGUUGUUCACUUGGGGCCGAGCAGACUAUGGUCAAUUAGGGAGGAAGUUGGAGUCUCAUGAUGGCUGGAAAGGAGAAAAGCAGGAUUCGGUCUUCCCUUCCUCGAGACCACAAAACAGCCCACCUUCAUCUCUGCAUUGCCUUACAGGAGCAACUGAGGUUUCUUGUGGCUCAGAGCAUAAUUUGGCAGUAAUUGGAUUUUCUUUCAUAUCUGACACAAUUUCCUGGUUGGCUUUCAUUUGUGGACAUAUGCUGAAGUCAGCAGAGGUGGAGUGUGUCACUCCUGGGGCUGGAACGAGCAUGGCAUGUGUGGUGAUGGCACCGAAGUCAACGUCUGGGCCCCGAAGCCGGUGCAGUUUCUACAGUCAGCAUCAGGACUCCUUGUGGGAUGUGGCGCUGGCCACUCCCUGGCCCUCUGUCAGCUGCCAGCAUACCUUGCACUGGGCCAAGCUCCCAGGGUCACCUACUCUCCCAUGGAUGCCACAGAGGACACCGAAUUUCAGGAAGCCAUGGACAGAGGGAGAAAUCAGAAGGAAAGACAAUCAGAAACUUCAGCCCAAAGCCAUUCUGACAGUCCUAGAAAUGGAGGUCUAUGAUAGACAACCUUUAAUAAAGUGGCCUUUCCCUCCAAAAGUAUUUUUGAAGACCUGCUUUGUUGGGUUAUGGGAUUGAGCUGAGAAGGACGCAGAGGCACAGCUGGUUGGGCUGACCACAAACCAGAACAAUGGAGGCUGUUUUCCUGGUGUCCAGGCUUUUAAAGAGAACACAUCCCUUCUAUUCAGUAAAUGAGAAUGAGGGAUGAGUCCCCACAAAAGGACAUGGAAAACUAAAACUCCAGCAGAAGGUUCCAACCUCUCCUUGCCUGAUAGAGACAGAAAACCCCUCCCUAGUGCCAUGGCUGUUUUGGUCUAGCAGUGUUUGAAUCAGCUAAACAGAGGGUUCCUUGGUCAUGCUUAAGUAGCCACAAGCCCCUGCUGCGUUUUAUUCUUAGGAACCAGAGCUUGCAGUCUGCUUGCUCAAGAAUACUGAGGUGCUCCACCUGGACACUUGGAAACGAAGGUGCUCUCACCUUGCUGCUUAGGGCCAAGG
Molecule: messenger RNA, 2403 nt
Organism: Sciurus carolinensis (gray squirrel)
Lineage: Eukaryota; Metazoa; Chordata; Mammalia; Rodentia; Sciuridae
Gene: Sergef
Product: secretion regulating guanine nucleotide exchange factor
Exons: 13
Coding region: 619-1986 (455 amino acids)
Biological process (GO): negative regulation of protein secretion
Cellular component (GO): cytoplasm; nucleus
Source: RefSeq, a predicted model, not a curated record